This is a messenger RNA of Physcomitrium patens, 1870 nucleotides long. Its product is annotated as GTP-binding nuclear protein Ran1A. Lineage: Eukaryota; Viridiplantae; Streptophyta; Bryopsida; Funariales; Funariaceae. Gene Ontology annotation, biological process: protein import into nucleus; ribosomal subunit export from nucleus. Gene Ontology annotation, molecular function: GTP binding; GTPase activity. Gene Ontology annotation, cellular component: cytoplasm; nucleus. The record is from RefSeq and is a predicted model, not a curated record.
UAAAGCUCGUUGGGACCUGGUGAUCUGUUUGAUGCAGACAACCACGUGAAUUGAUUGCAAAGAAACUCAACACUUCACGCAAAAAAUGCCCGGUACUGCAGCUGCGAAAGAUGAAAACGGUAGUCGCUCUCUCGCCAAAAGUAAAACCCAACUAAAUUAACUACCCGAACGAGAUCUGCUUUUAUUAUCUGGGUCCUAUUCUUGAGAAUUUGAAUAUCUAGGGUUUCUUGUAUUUGUUGAGGUUACAGUGAAGACAGGCGGCGAGUCUCAUCACAUGUCCCACUGCGGAUGACAUCGAGAAAUAAGAACAGAUCGAGGACGCCCCAAAAAACCUAAUCCAUCCCCUCUUGAGCGCGCACUUUAGGUGGCGUCUGCAUCGACGCACCAUCUGUCAGCCUCUGUAAAAUUGCGUUACUGGCGUCCUAGAAUGUACGUUAGAAUUUGGGGUCUAGAAUCAUCCAGGACAUCCUGCCGUUCUCCAAAUCUCGCCUUAUAGGCUCCUUCUGCAUCAGUAGGGCUAUUCUGUCUCACUGGUUACUUCUUUCAGAACCAGCUCCGCCGCUUGUAGCAUCGUAGUUUCUAGUCGACAUUGUUGCCUCCUGUUUGAUCCCGGAUAGUCAAUAUGGCGUUGCCCGGACAGACUACGCCUGACAAUUGUCCGAGCUUCAAGCUUGUUAUUGUUGGAGAUGGAGGAACCGGGAAGACCACCUUUGUGAAGCGUCACUUAACGGGAGAGUUCGAGAAGAAGUACGAACCCACCAUCGGUGUGGAGGUUCACCCCUUAGAUUUCUUCACCAACUGCGGACGCAUCCGAUUUUACUGUUGGGAUACCGCCGGACAGGAGAAGUUUGGAGGUCUGCGUGAUGGGUAUUACAUCCAUGGGCAAUGUGCUAUUAUCAUGUUCGAUGUGACUGCAAGGCUGACCUACAAGAACGUGCCCACAUGGCAUAGAGAUCUGUGCAGAGUGUGUGAGAACAUUCCCAUCGUGUUGUGCGGAAACAAGGUGGAUGUGAAGAACAGGCAGGUGAAGGCUAAGCAGGUGACGUUCCACAGGAAGAAGAACCUCCAAUACUACGAGAUUUCCGCUAAAUCGAACUAUAACUUCGAGAAGCCAUACCUGUACCUUGCCAGAAAGUUGGCUGGUGACGUGAACUUGCACUUCGUGGAAUCUCCUGCUCUUGCUCCUCCUGAAGUUCAGAUCGACUUAGCUGCGCAGGCUCAGUACGAGGCUGAGCUUGCUAAGGCUCAAUCGAUGCCCCUUCCCGAUGACGAUGAUGAUGCUUUUGACAAUUAGAUAAUUAGUAAAUUUUUUCCUCCUCAAGUCCUCUGCCUAAUCAUGGAUCUGAGAUGGUUGGCCGUGGCGAGGUUACGCGUUGGUUUCAGAUUUUAUCUCGGACAGUCCAUGCUCCCUCUGACCCUGGGUAGAUGUGGCUAAUGUACGCCCUCGUUCAAAAGUGGAACAGAAGCUCCUUUAAUGCGACCUAGCGAAGCGUACUUUUUAUUAUUUCAAUUCCUGAUACAGAAUGAUUAUUUACCCACCAGCCUUGUUUCUGUUAUGUUUCACUUCGGCACUUGCAGCGGCUAUGGUCCAAUAGCGCCUGAGGCACUUGUGGACUUUUCAAAUAUAACCCCGGUGGGGAUUGACAGAUGACACUAGCUCCCGUUGAGUGAAGCGAAGAUUGACUUUAAGUUGGAGCGUGUGACCUAUUAUUAGUUAUGGUAUCGAGACAAGGUUUUCUAUCUUUGAGAUGUUAAAGUCUUCAGCAGGCAUUGUUGCUGUUGUACUGCGGGAUGUCUCACUGUGACCACCCAGUUUGUGAGUGUGACCGUGGCCUGGCCUAUUCUCUUUAAGUUCUGUUGUCCCUGUGAA